UAGUACCACGAGUUUGGCUGUUGGAUGAUAUACUUAACCCAAUAUUUGUAUUUAUAUUUGUUAAUUAUUUAAUAAUUUCUUCAAUAAUUCAAUGUCUCAUUAGCAGUCUCUGCAUUUGGGUCGAGGCAUUGUAAACGUUCAAAGAAGUAACACCAAACUACCAAACGUUGCACCAACGUUGUUUUGAAGUGCGGUAAAGAAGUAAAUAAUAGAUAACAGAUUGUUCUAUAUUCCAUAUUUAUAUAUCUAGGCAUUUUGAAUCUAAUUCUAUCGAUUAGUGUUACAUUUUUGAUAAAUUUCAGUCGAAUAUAUGAAUAUAUAAUCUUGCGAUCCUUGUUUGGGAUCGGUUUUUGUUGAUUAUUGGCCGAAUGUUCCUGACAACCUAUGAAAAAAUAAAUAAAGAAUUAAGAAGAUAAUAGUCAAAAAUUGCCUUUUGUCUAACUAUCCUUAAAAUAUUUGGCGCCUUCUAUUACUUUCUCAAAAGUUAAGUCAUUGUGGAAAAAACGGCCGAAAUAAAAUUCGAUAUGAAAGACAAAUUUAAAACCGGAAACGAAGCCAACCUUACUGAAGAAUCUGGAGAUGACGGGGAUGAGACUUCCAGCAUCGGGAGCACCUCUACUACCGACAAUACCUCCCGCAGUGCUACACCCACCAAUAGGACACGGAAAGGUCGUGCUGGGAAAAAGAAAUUAAGCAACGUCCCCAAAAUACCAAAGCCCAUUUAUAAAUAUGUGUGUAGCAUUAAAGAAGACCAUGGGCAGCCUCUUUUUGGUGCCCAAUUUAAUCAUCAUCUGAAGGAAGGACAACCGCUGGUUUUUGCUGCUGUUGGUAGUAACAGGGUUACAAUUUAUGAAUGUCCUGAAGGAAAUGGAAUUAAACUUGUUCAGUGCUAUGCAGAUCCUGAUCUAGAUGAGAACUUUUAUACAUGUGCUUGGUCAUACGAAGAAGAUCUUGGCAAACCGCUUUUGGCUGUGGCAGGUUCUAGGGGUGUUGUUCGGAUACUAAGCCCUGCUGCUAUGAGUUGCAUCCGACAUUACAUUGGUCAUGGGCAUGCCAUAAAUGAACUAAAAUUUCACCCCAGAGAUCCAAACUUAUUGCUUUCUGUUUCAAAAGACCAUUCAUUGAGGUUAUGGAAUAUUAAAUCGGACGUUUGUAUAGCCAUUUUUGGUGGAGUAGAGGGACACAGGGAUGAAGUACUCAGUGCGGACUUCGAUCUAAUGGGUAAUCGAAUUAUGUCAUGCGGUAUGGACCAUUCUCUUAAAUUAUGGAGAUUAGACAAAGAAUUGAUGAAGGAGGCCGUAAGGCAGUCAUAUAAUUGGAACUCGAAUCGGAAUUCUCGUCCUUUCGAUACCCUGAAGGAACAUUUUCCUGAUUUUUCAACCAGAGAUAUCCAUAGGAACUAUGUUGAUUGCGUCAAAUGGUUUGGUGACUUUUUGCUUAGCAAGUCAUGCGAAAAUUGUAUAGUGUGUUGGAAACCGGGGCGUUUAGAGGAUGAGCAGCUGCGAAAGGGCGAAACAACUUCCACCAUAAUUCAUAGAUUUGAAUACAAAGAGUGCGAGAUAUGGUUUGUGAGGUUCGCUAUGGAUUUUUGGCAAAAGAUUUUAGCUCUGGGAAAUCAAACCGGUAAGGUUUUUGUAUGGGACCUAGACGUGGUCGAUCCUGCCCACACGAAAUGCUAUACUUUACAACAUACUCGAUGUACCACCGCGAUACGUCAGACAACUUUAAGUCGCAAUGCCAAUAUACUUUUGUAUGUUUGCGAUGAUGGAACCAUCUGGAGGUGGGAUAAAAUCGCUUAAAUGAAUACAAUAUGUAUUUCUAA
Messenger RNA from Cylas formicarius (sweet potato weevil), 1822 nucleotides. It is a transcript of the gene escl, whose product is annotated as polycomb protein eed-B. Gene Ontology annotation, biological process: negative regulation of transcription by RNA polymerase II. The coding region runs from base 525 to 1799 and encodes 424 amino acids. The transcript has 6 exons. Gene Ontology annotation, molecular function: protein binding; nucleosome binding. The record is from RefSeq and is a predicted model, not a curated record. NCBI's taxonomy places the organism in Eukaryota, Metazoa, Arthropoda, Insecta, Coleoptera, Brentidae. Gene Ontology annotation, cellular component: ESC/E(Z) complex.